CUUGCUUGUUCGUGUACAGCGGCGCUGCUACCUACCUGCUACCUGCUUCUUCGGGAGAUGGUGAGGCUUUCUCAUGGAGGCAGUGUGUGAGCAGGUCCAUGGAGGUGGUGAGGAGGAAGAGGAGGAAGAGGAGGGAGAGGAGGCAAUGCUGUGGUCCAUCCAGGAGGCUGUGGAGAGGCAGACCCAGCAGAUAGGAGCGUCGACCUGCGGGGCCACAGCCGUGGUGGACGUGCUGAAGGCCCUCGGCGUGGACGUGGCCCCGGAGGACGCGGACCGCUGCGUCCAGACCCGCCUGAGGAGGCCCGAGUCCCCGCUGCCCGACUACCUGCUGUCCCGGAGCCAAGCCGGUGCGACUCACGCGCAGCUCAUCCGAGGCGCGCAGGAGGCCAGCGAAGGGAAGGUGGCGGGAUGCUUCUUCCACCUUCACCCUCGGCGGCGGGUCGGGCUGGUCCCCUGGCUCGCACGCUGGAUCCGAAAGGGCGCCGUGCCGGUGGCGACCAUGAACAUGCAGCUGGCCGUGCCCGAGGGGGAGGAGGUGCCGGACGCCUGGCACCAUCAGCUCGUAUUCGGCGUCGCACCCGGCGCCGUUUUCAUGACCAACCCUUUAGAUGUAGGAGGCGAGGAAGAGGUGCACCAGAGACUCUGCAGUGAAUCGGUGUUGCUGAUUCGUCGAGAGGAUGUCCUGCAGAGACUGACGCCGGAUUGCUGUCUGUCCAGUUUGUCUGACCCGCUGUGGAAAGCCCUGGAUAUCGAGGGUCAAGUGAGGCAGAUGGCCCUCGAGGAGGAGCAGGGGCCCGAUCGACCCAAGUCGGCACACGUCACGAUCCCGGCCGCGUACAGCUCGGGCGUCACGCUGUUCGCCCUGCGAGAGUCCGGACUGGGACGGGAACUCCUCAAGGCCCCCGAGCUCCCGCUGCUGUGACGGGGCUGCCACCCGGGGGACAUGGAAGGGUUAUUUUAUUGUGACGUGGGAAUGAAAGCGGGAUGAAAUACCUCUGUGUGGAGGCCAGUGGGAUCAGUGCCCACAUCUUCAUCUUCAUCAAGCAUCUUCUCCUUCUAGUCUGUGUACUCUGAAAUGUGAAAUGUGUGUGUGCGGCUGCAUUUUUAAAUAAAGAUUGAGCUCCAUAA
This is a messenger RNA of Pseudoliparis swirei, 1128 nucleotides long. RefSeq lists its product as uncharacterized. The record is from RefSeq and is a predicted model, not a curated record. NCBI's taxonomy places the organism in Eukaryota, Metazoa, Chordata, Actinopteri, Perciformes, Liparidae. The coding region runs from base 74 to 922 and encodes 282 amino acids. The transcript is spliced from 5 exons.